Messenger RNA from Cannabis sativa, 1453 nucleotides. RefSeq lists its product as uncharacterized. Gene Ontology annotation, molecular function: nucleic acid binding; zinc ion binding. NCBI's taxonomy places the organism in Eukaryota, Viridiplantae, Streptophyta, Magnoliopsida, Rosales, Cannabaceae. The record is from RefSeq and is a predicted model, not a curated record. The transcript has 3 exons. Bases 347 to 1183 code for a protein of 278 amino acids.
AUUGGGGUCACAACUGUAUAUAUAAAAUGUGUGUUGGGUCAUCAAAUAAAUAAGUCAAAUUUAUGUGGUCUAUUUUGGAAUAAAGUUUAUGACUUAAGGGCAUGAUUGUCAUGAUUUUAAUAUGUGGAUACCAAUUAGAUAGUUUCUGAUUUGAUGAGGGGCCAAAUUAGAAAUUAUUAAUAAAUAUUACCAACUGUUGUAACAGUUGGUAAUAUAACAGGUAUGGGUCCCCAUUUUGCAUCGUAUCAUAUUUUUACAGAGUUCUUGAAUCCCCAUCAUCAGGAAAAUAAGGUUUCAAAGGUUUUGAUGCAAAAUUGGAAGAUCAUACCAAUCAAAGAUCGAUUCUAUGGACUCCGCUGUUGCUAGUGUAUUUGCUAAUCUUAAUUCGGUACCGGUCCUUAAUGGUAAUAACUUUAAGGACUGGAAGGAGAACAUUUUUAUUGUUCUUGGCUGCAUGGAUCUUGACCUUGCAUUAAGGAUGGAUCGUCCUGCUUCUCUUACGGAUACUAGUACCUCCGAGCAAAGGAGGAUUUAUGAGAAGUGGGACCGUUCAAACCGCAUGAGUCUUAUGAUCAUUAAGCGCGGCAUACCUGAGGCUUUUAGGGGUGCGGUGUCCGAGGAGGUCACCGAUGCCACAACUUUCCUUGCUGAAAUUGAGAAGCGCUUUGCAAAAAGCGAUAAGGCGGAAACAAGUACUCUUUUAAAGAAACUUAUUUCCAUGAAGUUUAAGGGCAAGGAAAAUAUAAGGGAGUACAUUAUGGAAAUGUCUCACCUUGCUUCAAAGUUGAAGGCACUAAAGCUUGAGCUUUCGGAUGACUUGCUUGUGCAUUUAGUGCUUAUCUCUCUUCCUCCACAAUUCAGUCAAUUUAAGGUCAGUUACAACUGCCAAAGGGAGAAGUGGACUCUUAAUGAGCUCAUUUCAUUUUGUGUUCAAGAGGAAGAAAGAUUGAAGCAAGAAAAGACUGAAAGUGCUCAUUUGGCAAGCACCUCUAAGGAUAAGGGCAAGAAAAGAAAGAAUGAGGCUGCUAAGGAUAAAGGUCCUGCACAUAAGAAACAAACUCAAACCAACAGUGACGAUGGUUGUUUCUUUUGCAACAUGAAAGGACACAUGAAGAAGGAAUGUGCUAAGUAUAUUGCAUGGCGAGCAAAGAAAGGGUUGCCUGAGUUACCGAAAGCCAAAUGAUGCUGAAAGAAGCAUUUAUGUGGGAGAUGGCAAGUCGGUAAAUGUGGAAGCAAUAGGGCAUUUUAGGUUGUUAUUAAGUACUGGUUACUAUUUGGAUUUGAUAGAUACUUUUGUUGUACCGUCUUUUAGACGGAAUUUGGUUUCUGUUUCUUGUUUGGACAAAUUGGGUUAUUAUUGUUCAUUUGGAAACAAUUGCUUUAGUUUAUCUAUUAAUUCAAAUACUGUUGGAACUGGUUCUCUUAUGGUUUAUGACAACUUAUAUUUGCUUGA